Molecule: messenger RNA, 867 nt
Organism: Coprinopsis cinerea okayama7#130
Lineage: Eukaryota; Fungi; Basidiomycota; Agaricomycetes; Agaricales; Psathyrellaceae
Exons: 4
Coding region: 1-867 (288 amino acids)
Source: RefSeq, a predicted model, not a curated record
AUGACAGGUGCAAUCGUUGUGCUUGGAGCGGCGGUGGUUGCUUUUUCGUCUCUCCCCGGCGUUGCGGCGGGCAAGAACAAGAAGGAGGAUGGAGGAGCGCAGUGUACGACGGAUGAGAAAACCGGCAAGAAAGUCUGCGGUACGCAGAGUGUACCUGGUACUCUCCCCAAGAGCGCCAAAAUAGCCAUCGCAGUCGUGACCAUCGCCGUUGUAUUCCUCAUCCUGCUGCUCAUCUUCUAUAUCCGAAGAAGCCGCAAGGCCUCGGCGGACGCAGCGAACGAAGUCGCGGUCGAGGCGAGCCAGGUUGAGGGGCCGCCUGCUAUACUGGCUGCGACGUAUACACCUGAGACGGGCCAUUCGAGGGUGUACAGCAUCGGUCCGGAUAGCGGUGGGUUCUCUGCUGUGCCGGUUACGCCUGCGCCCAAAGUUGUAGCGCCCUUGCCGACUGGUUCAGAGAGUCAUGGUAACCCUUGGGGUGCGCCGAGGACACCAGCGCAGCCGGUCGUGGAACCUGAGCAAGAGCGACCCAAGACCCCGGCGUUUCCGCCUCCUUCCCCUGCCGUGCUGAGCCGCUCGAAUUCGUUCUGCCGUUUCCCGACUACGCCUACGAGGUCGAGCAGUGUUCCGCAGACUGCACCUGCGCAUAAGGCGGGUUUUUCGGAGGGGGGAGGGUAUCCGUUUACUGGGUUUGGUUCCAGCAAUAACAGUAAUGGGGCAGGGUCUAAUUCUGGAUCGGGAAACCCGCCUAGGACGGCGUUCGUGUCUAACGGAGGGUUCCCGCGUCCGCUCCUUGCUGGUCGAUUGAAGGAUAGGAUUCGGGAGAGGCCGCCGUCUGUUUCGUCCAUCUCAAUUCAUAGUCCCAAGUAG